UUCAAAAGAACAAACGAAUCUCUCUUUAUUUUCUCCCGUUUUCAUCUCUCGAUUUUCGUUGGAAUUUUUAAGAGAUGGCCGGAAAAGGAGAAGGACCGGCGAUCGGAAUAGAUCUCGGCACGACUUACUCGUGCGUCGGAGUAUGGCAACACGACCGAGUCGAAAUCAUCGCCAACGACCAAGGCAACCGUACGACGCCGUCUUACGUCGCCUUUACCGAUUCCGAGCGUUUAAUCGGCGACGCUGCUAAAAAUCAAGUCGCCAUGAAUCCUAUCAACACCGUCUUCGAUGCUAAGCGAUUAAUCGGCAGAAGAUUCAGUGAUUCAUCGGUUCAAAGCGAUGUGAAGCUUUGGCCUUUUAAGCUGAUCGCCGGUCCUGGUGAUAAGCCCAUGAUUGUUGUCACUUACAAGGGCGAGGAGAAGCAAUUUGCUGCUGAGGAAAUAUCAUCCAUGGUGUUAAUCAAGAUGCGUGAAAUUGCUGAGGCUUACCUCGGAUCCACGAUCAAGAAUGCGGUGGUUACCGUGCCGGCUUACUUUAAUGAUUCCCAAAGGCAAGCCACCAAGGAUGCCGGAGUUAUUGCCGGUCUUAAUGUCAUGCGUAUCAUCAACGAGCCGACGGCCGCUGCCAUUGCAUAUGGUCUUGAUAAGAAGGCCUCCAGUGUCGGUGAAAAAAAUGUGUUGAUUUUCGAUUUGGGCGGCGGUACUUUUGAUGUUUCCUUGCUUACCAUCGAAGAAGGCAUCUUCGAAGUUAAGGCAACUGCUGGUGAUACCCAUUUGGGUGGGGAGGAUUUCGAUAAUCGGAUGGUUAACCAUUUUGUUCAAGAAUUUAAGAGGAAGAAUAAGAAGGAUAUUAGUGGAAACCCUAGAGCAUUGAGGAGGUUGAGGACUGCUUGUGAGAGAGCGAAGAGGACCCUUUCGUCGACUGCCCAAACUACCAUUGAGAUCGAUUCCUUGUACGAGGGUAUUGAUUUUUACACCACAAUUACUCGUGCUAGGUUUGAAGAGCUCAACAUGGAUCUUUUCAGGAAGUGUAUGGAGCCGGUCGAGAAGUGUUUGAGGGAUGCUAAGAUGGAUAAGAGCAGUGUUCAUGAUGUUGUCCUUGUUGGUGGUUCGACUAGGAUCCCAAAGGUGCAGCAGUUGUUGCAAGAUUUCUUCAAUGGGAAAGAGCUCUGCAAGAGCAUUAAUCCCGACGAGGCCGUUGCUUAUGGUGCAGCAGUUCAGGCUGCCAUCUUGAGCGGUGAAGGAAACGAGAAGGUUCAGGACCUAUUGCUUUUGGAUGUCACUCCUUUGUCUCUUGGACUCGAGACAGCCGGUGGUGUUAUGACUGUUUUGAUCCCGAGAAACACUACUAUUCCGACAAAGAAGGAGCAGGUCUUUUCGACUUACUCAGAUAACCAGCCGGGUGUCUUGAUCCAGGUCUAUGAGGGUGAGAGAGCUAGAACAAGGGAUAACAACCUGUUGGGUAAAUUCGAGCUGUCCGGCAUUCCUCCGGCACCCAGGGGUGUACCCCAAAUCACAGUUUGCUUUGAUAUCGAUGCCAACGGCAUCUUGAAUGUAUCUGCUGAGGACAAGACUACCGGCCAGAAGAACAAGAUUACAAUCACAAACGACAAGGGUCGUUUGUCUAAGGAAGAAAUCGAGAAGAUGGUUCAAGAGGCCGAGAAGUACAAGUCUGAGGACGAGGAGCACAAGAAGAAGGUUGAAGCCAAGAAUGCUGUGGAGAAUUAUGCCUACAACAUGAGGAACACCAUCAACGACGAGAAGAUCGGAUCCAAACUCGACCCGGCUGACAAGAAGAAGAUUGAGGACGCCAUUGACGGAGCCAUCCAGUGGUUGGAUGGGAACCAGCUAGCCGAAGCCGAUGAGUUCGAGGAUAAGAUGAAGGAGCUUGAGAGUAUCUGCAAUCCCAUCAUCGCCAAGAUGUACCAAGGUGCAGGGGCUGACAUGGGUGGCGGCAUGGACGAUGAUGCCCCUCCUGCCGGUGGAAGCGGUGCAAGUCCUAAGAUCGAGGAAGUCGAUUAAACCCAAUAUUAAGCUUAGUAACAGCUUCUGUUGGGUGCUAUAUUUUUAUGUUUUCUGCAAUUUAUGUUUUAAGGAAUCUGUUUUCAAAACUUCGUUUUGUAUUUUUUGGGAAUAUGUUACCCAUAUGAGGGUAAUGAAUAUUUUGCUUUUCAAGUAUUUUAGAUUAU
Messenger RNA from Hibiscus syriacus, 2188 nucleotides. RefSeq names its product heat shock 70 kDa protein 4. Lineage: Eukaryota; Viridiplantae; Streptophyta; Magnoliopsida; Malvales; Malvaceae. Gene Ontology annotation, molecular function: ATP-dependent protein folding chaperone; misfolded protein binding; ATP hydrolysis activity. The transcript is spliced from 2 exons. Gene Ontology annotation, biological process: protein refolding; cellular response to unfolded protein. Bases 75 to 2021 code for a protein of 648 amino acids. Gene Ontology annotation, cellular component: cytoplasm. The record is from RefSeq and is a predicted model, not a curated record.